Sinocyclocheilus anshuiensis is the source of this 1040-nucleotide messenger RNA. Its product is annotated as secretory carrier-associated membrane protein 5. Gene Ontology annotation, cellular component: trans-Golgi network membrane; recycling endosome membrane. The record is from RefSeq and is a predicted model, not a curated record. Lineage: Eukaryota; Metazoa; Chordata; Actinopteri; Cypriniformes; Cyprinidae. The transcript is spliced from 7 exons. Gene Ontology annotation, biological process: protein transport. Bases 268 to 960 code for a protein of 230 amino acids.
UCCCUCGCGGAACGGAUGCUCAUCUCCGCGCGUGCGUGUGUAGGAGUGCCGUGACGUGACUUUUUUCACUCCCAUAUUCCCAGUAUCGUCUCAUAAGCAUAACGGAUUUGGAAAACAUCACCAUCACAAGUGCAUCGAUCAUUGAAUGGAAAGUGGGUUUAUUAGAUGCGAGUGGGCGCGUGCAUCGGCAACAUAUUAUUGGGUGAGCGCUCGAGAAGGUUUUUAAAUAUUAAAAUUUGACGUUGGUGAUCUGAAAAAAGAAUCUCCAUGGCAGAAAACAAUUUCCCUCCUCUUCCACGGUUCAUUCCACUGAAACCAUGUUUUUACCAAGACUUCAACGAGAUCCCAGACCACCAGCGUACAAUGUGCAAACGACUGUAUUACCUAUGGAUAUUGAAUAGUGCCACCCUAGCAGUGAACCUGAUUGGCUGUCUAGCAUGGAUGUGCGGAGGGGGCGGGGCAACCAAUUUUGGGAUGGCCAUUCUGUGGCUAAUACUGUUCACCCCAUGCUCAUACGUGUGCUGGUUUAGGCCCAUCUACAAGGCCUUCAAGACGGACAGUUCUUUCAACUUCAUGGCAUUCUUUUUUGUCUUCAUGGCGCAAGUGGUGAUUAGUAUCAUCCAGAGUGUUGGAAUCCCAGGAUGGGGAGUGUGUGGCUGGCUGGCCACCAUCACUUUUUUCAGCACUAAUAUUGGCUCUGCUGUUGUUAUGCUGAUUCCAACCAUAAUGUUCACCGCCGUGGCUGUUCUCUCGUUCAUUGCGCUCACCAAGGUUCACAACUUGUACCGUGGCAGCGGGGGCAGCAUGAGCAAGGCUCAGGAAGAAUGGACCACCGGCGCUUGGAAGAACCCUCACGUCCAACAGGCAGCACAGCAGGCAGCUAUGGGGGCUGCGCAGGGGGCCAUGCAGGGUCAACAGUACUCGGCUGCCCCAACUUACAACUAUGAUGAGCCAAUGUAGAUCCUUUUCAGCCACAAUGGGGGGAGGGGACAGAAACAGGGUAUUUGGAGGGGGCGUUCCAGAGGGCUAAAGUCAGUGGU